Helianthus annuus (common sunflower) is the source of this 2320-nucleotide messenger RNA. RefSeq names its product sucrose nonfermenting 4-like protein. Bases 562 to 2034 code for a protein of 490 amino acids. NCBI's taxonomy places the organism in Eukaryota, Viridiplantae, Streptophyta, Magnoliopsida, Asterales, Asteraceae. The transcript is spliced from 13 exons. The record is from RefSeq and is a predicted model, not a curated record.
ACGAGCAAAGUGAAAAAAAGGGUCAGGUUUUCACCAUCUUUUGUUGUUGGUUCACAUCCGUUGUUGCCCAAUGAACGGUUGAUUACGCAACUGUAAUACAUACAAUUCAUCCCCAGAUCCUCAAAUCACUUCACCCCACAUACACAAAACCUUUAUAUACAAAAAAAGAUUCAUCCUUUUUUCCUAAACAUUCAAGGGUUUUUCAUUUUUCCACCAUUAAAGCUUCCAUCUUUUUUCACUCUAGGGUUUUAUGCUCAUCGCUUCUUCCAAUUUCUCACGUUUGUAUUCACAAUUUGAGAUCCAGUUCAACAGUAUAUAUAAUCUUUCGAUUUGUUCACAUUAGGGUUUAAUGCUUUAAUUCAAUUUCUUUGAUUUUUUUAUUGGUUUGAAUUUGUUUUAUGCAUGAGGUUGUUUUUUGAGCUUUUAGUAAUAUUAUUAGUAUUAAUAUUAGUUGAUAAAGAAAGUCAGAGUUGAGCUUUAAUAGAGUUUUGGUGUUGAUCUGAGUGGAAAUUGUGGGUUUAGGUUCAUUUAGGUUGAUUUAGUUUAGAAGUGGGAAAGUGAAUGUCUGGUUCAGGGAUGGAUUUUGGCCGGGAGAGCGGUGGCGCUGGCACGAUUUUAACGCCGGCACGGUUUGUGUGGCCGUAUGGGGGAAGGAGUGUGUACUUAAGUGGCUCUUUUACAGGAUGGUCUGAGCAUUGGCCUAUGACUCCGGUUGAGGGAUGCCCGACUGUGUUUCAGACGAUAUGCAGCUUGCCGCCUGGUUACCAUCAGUAUAAAUUUAUUGUUGAUGGCGAGUGGCGACAUGACGAGCACCAACCUUUCGUAACCGGUAAUUACGGUAUUGUGAAUACUGUACUCUUAACCCGGGAACCAGACUACAACUCUGCAGUCUUGAGUCCACAAAUGACUUCCGGUUCAAGCAUGGAUGUUGACAAUGAGACAUUUCAACGAGUGGUAAGGGUUUCAGAUAGUACACCACAUGAAUCGUUGCCAAUGAUAUCGGAAGUUGACCUGGAAGUAUCUCGUCACAGGAUUUCUGUUUUUCUGUCUACACAUAUGGCAUACGAGCUGCUUCCUGAGUCUGGCAAGGUCAUUGCUUUAGAUGUCGAUCUACCUGUAAAACAAGCUUUUCAUAUCCUUUAUGAGCAGGGAAUUUCUACUGCUCCUCUUUGGGAUUUCAGCAAGGGUCAGUUUGUUGGUGUUAUAAGUGCGUUGGAUUUUAUUUUAAUUCUGCGGGAGCUUGGUAAUCAUGGGUCGAAUCUGACAGAGGAAGAACUUCAGAAGCAUACUAUAUCUGCUUGGAAAGAAACAAAGCUAUAUCUGAAUAAACAAACUAUAGAACAUGGUAAAAGAUUUUCUAAAAGAUUAGUGCAGGCUGGGCCGGAUGAAAAUUUGAAAGAUGUCACGUUAAAGAUACUGCAGAAUCGAGUUGCUACAGUUCCGGUCAUCCAUUCAUUCUCCGACGAUGGUUCAUAUCCGCAGUUGUUAUAUCUUGCUUCACUUUCCGAUACAUUAAAACUUGUAUGCAGAUACUUCAGACAUUCCGCAAGUUCAUUGCCGAUAUUGCAAUCGCCAGUUUGUUCGCUUCCUUUGGGCACAUGGGUUCCGAAAAUUGGAGAAUCAAAUAGGCAGCCGUUGGCAAUAUUGAGACCAAACGCUUCUCUCAGUGCAGCACUAAAUUUGUUUGUACAAGCUGAGGUUAGCUCAAUUCCAAUUGUUGAUGACAACGAUUCAUUGUUGGAUGUAUACUCUCGAAGUGAUAUAACUGCUUUGGCGAAAGACAAAAUCUACACACACAUUAACCUUGAAGAAAUGACUAUUCAUCAGGCUUUGCAGUUGGGACAAGAACCGUACUCUUCUUAUGGGACAACCGGACAAAGAUGCCACAUGUGCCUGCGCUCGGAUUCGCUGCAUAAAGUCAUGGAAAGACUAGCAAAACCAGGGGUAAGACGAGUUGUGAUUGUGGAGGCUGGAAGCAAGCGGGUUGAGGGUAUCAUCUCUUUAGGUGACAUAUUCAGGUUCCUGCUUAGCUAAUCCGUCAAUAAUUCUUCACAAUUCUUUCGAGAUUAACACAAAUUUCGCCUUACGUUUUAAUAACGUUUAUUGGUUUUUGAGCGCAAAAGGCAUGUAAAUCCCAUUUGUAUUUUGUUUGUUCAUCAUCAUUAUCAUCCACCCUUCUGACCGUUACUCAGACUUGCCUUUGUGCUCUGCUAGUUUUGCCACUUUGUGGAAUGCAGUUUUACUACUGGCAACUAUGGUAUUCUUUUUACAAACAACCAAACAACAGAACUUAUUAAAUGGUGGUUUUGUGUUGAGGUUG